Messenger RNA from Talaromyces proteolyticus, 1434 nucleotides. RefSeq names its product dihydrolipoamide acetyltransferase component of pyruvate dehydrogenase. The transcript is spliced from 4 exons. The record is from RefSeq and is a predicted model, not a curated record. Gene Ontology annotation, biological process: pyruvate decarboxylation to acetyl-CoA. The coding region runs from base 1 to 1434 and encodes 477 amino acids. Gene Ontology annotation, molecular function: dihydrolipoyllysine-residue acetyltransferase activity. Gene Ontology annotation, cellular component: pyruvate dehydrogenase complex. Lineage: Eukaryota; Fungi; Ascomycota; Eurotiomycetes; Eurotiales; Trichocomaceae.
AUGCGCUCUCCCAACGUCAUGAUCUCCCAGGGCACCGCCUUCCUGAGGCGCCCUCAGACCCUUUACAAACUCAAAGAUGCCGCCAGACCCCAAAUACCUGCUAUCUCCGCCCUUGCCCGCUACUACGCCUCCAAGUCCUUCCCUCCUCACACCAUCAUUAGCAUGCCUGCAUUGUCCCCCACGAUGACCGCCGGAAAUAUUGGCGCAUGGCAGAAAAAGGCCGGUGAUACCUUGAGCCCUGGUGAUGUUUUGGUCGAGAUCGAGACAGAUAAGGCACAAAUGGACUUUGAAUUCCAGGAGGAGGGUGUUUUGGCCAAGAUCUUGAAGGAUGCCGGCGAGAAAGACGUCGCCGUUGGAAGUCCUAUUGCUGUUUUGGUCGAGGAAGGCGCAGAUGUAUCUCCCUUCGAGGCCUUUACUUUGGAGGACGCCGGCGGUGAUAAGGGCGCUCCUGCCCCCAAAGCCGAAGAAUCAAAGGAGGAGACUCCUAAGCCAGCCCCCUCGGAGACCGAAGCCCAGCCCGAAGCCGUUGAACCAGAAGUCACUGGUGAACGCCUGCAGCCUGCUUUGGAUCGUGAACCACAAAUUAGCCCUGCCGCAAAGGUUCUGGCCCUGGAGAAAGGCAUUCCUAUAAAGUCUCUCAAAGGCACGGGACGUGGUGGCCAAAUCACCAAGGAGGAUGUUGAGAAAUACACACCUGCUGUCUCUGCCGCUGCCGCUGGACCUACCUACGAAGAUAUUCCUCUCACCUCUAUGCGCAAGACUAUUGCCAACAGACUUCAACAAUCGGUACGCGAGAACCCUCACUAUUUCGUUUCGUCCAACCUCUCCGUCUCGAAACUCCUGAAGCUUCGCCAGGCUCUCAAUGCCUCCGCAGAGGGCAAGUAUAAGCUUUCCGUCAAUGACUUCCUCGUCAAGGCCUGCGCUGCAGCUCUUCUGAAGGUUCCAGCUGUCAACUCAAGCUGGCGCGAGGAGAACGGACAGGUUGUUAUCCGCCAGCACAAGACUGCGGAUAUCAGUGUCGCCGUCGCCACACCUGUUGGUCUCAUCACCCCUGUCGUCAAGAAUGUUCAGAGCCUUGGUCUGUCUAGCAUCUCCAACCAAAUCAAGGACCUGGGUAAGCGUGCCCGCGACAACAAGCUCAAGCCUGAAGAAUACCAGGGCGGCACUUUCACUAUUAGCAACAUGGGCAUGAACCCUGCCGUUGAGCGAUUCACCGCCGUUAUCAACCCUCCUCAAGCCGGCAUUCUGGCUGUUGGCUCUGUUCGCAAGGUUGCCGUCCCUGUUGAGACAGAGGAAGGCACCUCUAUUGAGUGGGAUGACCAGAUCGUCGUUACCGGAAGCUUCGACCACAAGGUCGUUGACGGCGCUGUUGGUGCGGAGUGGAUCAAGGAGUUGAAGAAGGUCGUGGAGAACCCACUCGAGCUGUUGCUGUAA